UGGCAGCUUCCGGGUUUUGUUUGGAAGCUGUCAAGAAAUUUAUGAUUGAUAAUGACUGUAGAGUAACUAACCAUGAACUGGUAACACACUUCAAGAGUUAUUUGAAUGAUCCUGAUGACAAAACUCAAAAGUUUAACAGAGAGAAGUUCAAAGAAUUUGUGAAUACCUUAGCUGGAAUAAAAACUGAUGAGAGAGGAGAAAAAAUUCUUGUAUUGAAAAAGAAAUUCAGACUAGAAAAUGUCAGUGCAGAUUCUUCAAGGCAAGAAUCGGGGAGGUCAGGGUCAUCAGGAGACUCACGAAUUCAGGAGACGGAUAGUGUUCCUAAAUCCCAGAGUGUCAGCAGUAGCAGUUCCAGCACUGAUCAGGGAUCAGAAAUUCCAAAUUCUAACCAUUUAUCCACAGCAUCAUCUGUUUCUUCAGCUGCCUCAACAAAUUCGGGACCAGUGACGUCAGAGGAUGACGUGAAUGCCUCCAUUGUAAGCGUCAAAGAACGAGCACAUCACCUAAAUCGAAUGGAGUCAGAAAGUGAACUGCAGAAAAUGACAGAAGGUCAAAGAGUAAAGGGACAGCAAAGUCCAAAUGAAAAAGGUGAUCCGGAUGAUGAAUCAAAUUCUUCUGGAAGCUGUUAUGUUUCGUUGGAUUCUGAGGAAAAAGAAUGGAUUGUCGUCAGCUCUACGUCAGAGUACCAUCCAAUUCACAGAAUGUUGACCAAAAAUCCAACCUUAGUUAAUGUGAAGGAAUUCACGAGUGUAAGUAUUUCUUUUUUUCAAAAUAACCCAAUGAAAAAUAGUGAGUUCUUUUAG
Molecule: messenger RNA, 803 nt
Organism: Saccostrea echinata
Lineage: Eukaryota; Metazoa; Mollusca; Bivalvia; Ostreida; Ostreidae
Product: ankyrin repeat domain-containing protein SOWAHB-like
Exons: 7
Coding region: 42-803 (253 amino acids)
Source: RefSeq, a predicted model, not a curated record